UCUCAGACCUCAGACCGUUCGCGCAGCCGAAGCGGCCAAGACCAAGAGCACGCAGCAGUGUCGGUGUAGCGUAGCACGGGGCGCACUCUCGCGGUGGUUCGCGCGCACCUGGAUUGCACAUCACCUGGUGUCCUUAUUGUGUUUAAUUGGAGCGUGUUUGCUGUUAUUAGAUUGUUUCUACUAAUUACUGUUAACACAUUUUGGAAAAACUGGAUACCCCACCCAUAAAAUGGAAGUGGCACAAACCCCCUCGAAUGGUGGCAUGCCCCCACCCUUUCACGAUCACGACGUGCGCGAAUGGUCGACCUUGGACAGCCUGACAGGUGUCCUUGAAAGGGCCAGAAUUGAGACCGACCAUUGGGCAGCCAACACCGUCAAUUCCAGCCACAAAUAUGGCAAGGUAGUUGACUCGCGGGCCAGGACGGACCUGGACGGCGCCCUUCGUCAGCAGGCUAGGAGACAGCUCGAGGUCUUUCAGAGUCACGUGCCAGGGGUGCAGCUGCAGGUCAUCAAGUCUCAGAGCGUGAGCAGCAGCCGCUGGACCAACAAGAGGUUGGAGGAGGCCAAGGGCGGGGACUUCGAAGGGUUGCAGAUUCCCUCGAACCAGCUGGACCUCAGUUUCCAAAAAUCCAAGGCUGUCAUCGGAAGGAGCGCCUCUAGACGUCCUCCGACCAGGAUCAAGAACAAGGAUGACGCGGUAGAGCCCGAUCGUCAAACCAACCUGCACAGAGUCACGCGUCUUUGCCACCAGAUCCACGAGAACGCUGUCAAGCAAGCCUUCGGGAGUUUUGGCACCAGAUCGCCCAUCGAGGAUAGGCUGAAGAUAAGCAACGACGAUACGAAAACGCCUACGAACGGACACACUAACUUACUAAGGACUAAAAGCAGCAGUAGCGAAGAUUUCCUAAUCAACUUGAACAAGGAUAAAUCGACGAAAAGUAUUGAGGAUUUGGAGGACCUUGAGCACCUACAGACCUGGAGAAGGACAUCAAAGAUACGCAGGUCGUUGCAGUACCCCAAACAGGAUAAACCUUCCACCAGCAAGCCCUUAGACCUUCCAGAAACCUCGGUUAACGUCAGGAAGAUCACUGAAGACUUCGAGAAAGGUAGGAGACUCAGCACGGCUUUGAGAGGAAACAACAUAGACCUCCAAGCCUUGGACCAAAUCCUACAAACCAUCUCCAGCUCUGGCAGUGAUAAAACUUCAAUCGCAGACGAAGACGCUGAUACUUCCAAAAGAAACAGUCUCCAGUCCAAGCGGAACUCGUUUGUAACUGUUGAAAGCAUACAAGCAAUCAAAGGAAGACUCAGACGAACCAGUUCUCCAGACAAAGACCUGUUCCAAAUCACCAAGGAUCAAGAUAUAGACGACGGUAUUGUAACGGAAGAUACCACGUCGAAAUCUGAUGAAAAAAUGAUAGAUUCCAGUAGAUUAACUGGUCAAUCAAAGGUCAAAUCCUACGUGUUUGGUAUGGACUACAAGAAACCAAUCUUGGGGACCGGAAGCCUGGAAUCCAGGUCUAAAAUGCUCAACGGAACGACCAACAGAAGCGAGGAUUGGUACAACAGAAGGAAGUCGUACGGUUUUGAACCGGUACAGAACCAAAACGAGACCAUAUCCCCGAAUAAGAAGCUGGUGGAGUCUUCGACAGACAGUGGCAUCUGCAGAUCUAGUGAAGUGAUAAUCAUACCUUCCGUUAUAAAAACCCAUCUAGGGGAUAACAACAGUGUCGACGCGGAAAAAGACGUAGGAUUCGGUAACGUGAGACGAAUCAGUUCCCUAUUCGACAAAUCGAAAGAGUUCAAUUCUUCUUGGACCAAGAAGAAUAAAGAAAACGAUUGGAGUUUGAAUACAGGCAUCACCAUCAAGAUCCCCAUUGUGUCCGGUGGCUGGAACCAAGACCAGGAGGUGAAACGACACUCUAUCGCCGUGGACGAGACCAAGUACGUGUCCAAGAGCAACAUCGGGAACGAGACGCGUAGAACCAGCUUGGUGAUAAACGAUAAGUUCCUAAACGCGCCGGAUACAAGUGACAGUGAUUUUUCCGGGCUUGGCAAGAAGUCCAAGAAGGUGGAGUUUUGCAAGACGGAGGUGCACUUUGCGGCUGAGUCGGGGAAAGUUAAUAUCGUAGAGACGGACGAGAAACCACCACCCACGCAGAACUUUAGGAGGAGGAGAAGAAACCCUGGAUACCUGAACGAUUUCAACAGGAACGGCUUGCCUGUUCUUCAUUUUGGAGAGAACUACGUGGAGAAGAGUCUUUUCGGUAACGACAAUAACAACCAACCCUACGGAGAAGAUGUCACAAGCGGCGAAGAAACAGAACACAGAACAUCCCAAACCCACGGAGUGGUCACGGUGAACUCCGACUUCAACAGCCUUGGAGCCUUCGAAGACGACAGAAGAGAUUCAGGUGACAACGAAAGCAUCAAAGGCAUCCUCAAAAACAAGAUGGUAAAACCCAAACCCUACCAUCUAGGCGAGAACCCUAUGGACUUCAAUUUCUUCGACGAAGAGAACAAGAGUUGGGACCUGCAGAAAUAUCCGGAGAAGGACCCGCCCAUCUGGAAAUCAACAGUGACAGUCAGCAGUACUCUGUUUGACAACAGGGCUAGCGAAAGCAGCUCCAUCUUGAACAAUCAGCCUGAUCUGAUAAAGGACCAGUUGAAGAGGUUGGCCGACUACCAGAAGGAUUUCAGGAAGACGGAGCCCUUUCUUUCUGUGGCUGAUAGGAUAAGGAGCAUGGAGGAAAGCCAGAAGGUGGAAAACGGUCAUAAGGGGUUUUCCACAAGGGUCAAUAUUGGAGAGGGACAAGCAGUUGUUGUGCAGAACAGCUCGUUGAACAAACAGGAUGUUUUCAAUGAGCCGGUAAAAUUGGAGCCUAAAGAACCGAAACAGAUACUCAAGAAGGGCCUAGUGGUCAGGAUAGGACGAGAAAACUCCACCUCCAAGCACAUGUUAUGCUCCAAGACCACGACAACGAACGAAAACUCUUCAAACACGACAACCACAACAAAAAUAACCAUAGAUCUCUCACCAACCGAAGAAGAAGAGCGCCAUCCAGCCUUCUACGAAGCCAAAACAAACGGAUCUCAUAGUUUUAAGUCCACGUCUUUAAUCCUGAACACCAUAAAGUGCCAGAACGAACCAGAGAGGCUGGAGAAUCCCACCAAGUGCCAGAAUGUACCAGAGAGGCUGGAGAACACCAUCAAGAGCCAGAACUGUCUGGAGAAGAUCCCCAACCGAAUGCCGCAGCAGCUGGAGGCGCUGAAGAGGUUGUACGAAGAGGAGGAGAAUAGUGACAGCGACGCUGACAAAGAGGUGCAACUUUUGACCAGUAGGAUAACAGAAAGGAGGAGGCUAGAGGAAGAUGCAGGAAGUAGCGUUGUUUCUGGGAGUUGGGGUCGGAUGAGAGCCUAUAGGAAUGUCCUGGACAAGUCUAAUCAUAAGAAGGCUAGAGAUGUUAGUUCGAGUAAAAGUUCACUUGCACAAAUAGAAAAAGAAAGCAAACUCCACGACAGAUCAGAAGCCAUAACCAAUCCAGAAGAACCAGUUAGAAUCAAGGCGGAGAUCAAAAGUAGAAAGUACUCUCCAAUAGUCCUAAGAAAGCACCCAAUUGUGAUAAAAACGGCAGAGCUGAAGUCUGCAAAUCCUUCCGAUAAACUUUCCAGUCCUCUCCUAGUUGGUAGAAGCUCAAAUAUAGAAACGAACAGAGAAAGAAUACGAUUGCUCGACGUGAACCUGACCAAAACAGAACCUGAACCUAAAACAACCCUAAAUGUGAGUACUAACUCGGAGGAAAACCACCAGAAUGGUUUCCUUAGGAACGAGAAGGUCUUAAGACAGCCUAAGAAGUCGGAGAUGGCCUACUUUGGCGUUCCUAUGAGGUCCCAAACGGAUAGACUGAAGAACGAAACACCUAGGAGGGAAUUCAAGGUUAACAACAACAAAACAUCACCUACUAAAACAAAUAAGACAGUUUCUACAAGGACUGAGUCCCCUUUAUACCAGAAUAUUCCUCCAUCUCCCAAUGAGGAGUCCAAAUCAAGCUCAAAAUUCGAUAGUUGUAUCCUAGAAGAACUGACGAAAGCUGCAGAUGAGAUACUCCAAGCUGUGAAGGAGUACAGCGAAGAAGAAUCGAGAAAACAGGCUGAGAAAGAAGAAACUAAAACAGAACUGAGUACAAUAACGGAAAAUAAGGCUUGGAAGCAGGAUAAGGCGAAGAAACCGAUUGAAAGACCUUGCAAGUCAAGAUUAAAAAACGCUUCUUCCAAUUCUUCACUAGAAGCUUCUCCUAAAGACUCUAAACCUACCCAUAGGUACAUCGCCAAUACCAAGGCUAGUGCAGAUAAGAUUAAGACUAGGACUAGCAGUAGUGAAUCCAGUGGAAUGAAAGCCACGACCAAAGCUAGGAGGUUGCAGAGGGCCAGUAGUAGAGAGGCUCUAUUGCAGUCGCAUGGUAGUUCUUCAGAAGAUUUGGCUGCCAACGAAGUGCCGCUGAGAAAGCCUAGGUUGGUUAGGAAGACGAAAACCACUCAGUUGAGUAUGACCAAUGGGAUGGAGAUCAGUAAGAAGGGUACAGUUGCCACCAACGCCAAGAGAAAGAUCGACACAAGUGCCAAGAUAAAAACUGAAGAAAGACUUCCUGGGGCUCUUCCAGAAAUCCGUCAUAAAACAGCCGUAUCAACGAUUAGAAGUACAGCUGAAAGAACAGCCAGAGACAGGAGUAAACACAGAGAAGAUGUCAAGAAGAAGAUGCCACAGUAUAAGGAAACAGUCAAAGCUUCUUCUUCGCCGUUGACUCCUGUUAAAAACAAAAGAGAGACUGUGACCCACCGUUUAGCUACUGCGUACGUACCUGCUUGUAGCCCUAGACAUCGAAACACGCAUAUUCAUGACUACUAUCAAAGUCAGGAUCAGUGUCCAUGUUUGUGUUCUUGACGAACUAUGUUAGGAAUAUCAAGAAAUAUCGUCCAGAUAAACACUGAAAAUGGUCUUCAGGGUCGUUCAAAGUAUUCUCUGCCGGAAAAUAAAUAUUAGUUAGUAAGUUCCUAAAUAUCUUUAAAAUUAAUUUCCCCUGAUCUAUAGAAAUAUAUAAGAUUUACUUUAUAUGAAAAUGAUAACACGAAUGUACAUUACUAUUUGCUUUCCUGUUAAUUAAAUUAACAUUUAGUUAAUUUUAUUAUAUAAUUUAUUUUUAACUCUCAUGAAUAUUGUGAUCUGCUUUGGUUUUGUGAUCUUUUUUUCGUCGAAUAAUAAACUUUUACAAGGAA
Molecule: messenger RNA, 5274 nt
Organism: Harmonia axyridis
Lineage: Eukaryota; Metazoa; Arthropoda; Insecta; Coleoptera; Coccinellidae
Exons: 10
Coding region: 230-4942 (1570 amino acids)
Source: RefSeq, a predicted model, not a curated record